Darwinula stevensoni is the source of this 2331-nucleotide messenger RNA. The record is from the annotation of a GenBank genome assembly. NCBI's taxonomy places the organism in Eukaryota, Metazoa, Arthropoda, Ostracoda, Podocopida, Darwinulidae.
CGUACUAGUCUUCAUCCUGAUGAUAAACAUGCAGGACAAAUUAGUUUUCCAGGCGGUAAGCUAGACGAAAAUGAUGCUUCCUAUGAAGACUGUGCACUCCGCGAAACGUACGAAGAGAUAGGCAUCGCUCCUGACACCAUUGGUAUUUUGGGUGAACUCACACCUUUAUAUGUUUAUGUUAGCAAUUUUUUGGUCCACCCAUUUGUAGCACUACCUUACGCAAAUGGGCCAUUACAUAUCGGUCAUCUUGCAGGUGCUUAUCUGUCGGCAGAUGUGUAUGUAAGGUUUCAAAGAUUGAUGGGUAAAGACAUCAUUUUUAUGUGUGGCUCUGACGAACACGGGGCAGCUAUAACCAUAAAAGCACUUAAAGAAGGACUCCAACCACAGCAAGUGGUGGAUAGAUACCACGAACUAUUCAAAGAUACUUUCGAGCGGAUCGGUGUGUCUUUUGAUAUGUACCACAGGACUUCUGCACCUAUCCAUCAUGAAACAUCUCAAGAAUUUUUUACCAAGCUUUAUCGCAAAGGUGAGUUUGAAGAAAAAGAAUCCGAACAGUAUUACGAUGAAGAAGCAGCUCAGUUUCUAGCAGAUAGAUAUAUCACCGGGACAUGUCCUAAAUGUAGUAAUCCUGAUGCAUAUGGUGACCAAUGCGAAAGAUGUGGUUCAACACUCAAUCCAACAGACCUGAUCGAUCCUGUAUCGACUUUGACGGGCAAAAAACCUGUACUUCGUAAGACCGUACAUUGGUAUCUACCUCUUGAUAAAUAUGAGACUUGGCUUCGUGAAUGGAUAGAAACAGGUAAUUUAGAUGGCGUGUCGCUUCAUGAUCCUGAUGAAUGGAAAAAUCAUGUACUUGGUCAAUGUAGGUCUUGGCUUGAUGGUGGAUUACAACCACGUGCUAUGACAAGAGACUUAGAUUGGGGCGUAGAUGUGCCACAUGAUAUCAAAGGGCAUGAGGGCAAAAAACUUUAUGUAUGGAUGGAUGCACCAAUUGGAUAUAUCUCUGCGACAAAACAGUGGGCGAUAGACAACAAAAAGAAUUGGAAAAAAUACUGGCAAGAUGAUGAGACCGCAUUAGUGCAUUUUAUUGGUAAAGACAAUAUCGUCUUUCAUUGCCUGAUUUUUCCAGCUAUAUUGAGAGCUCACGGUGAUUAUAACCUUCCGGUCAAUGUUCCUGCCAAUCAAUUUAUGAAUCUCGAAGGCAAAAAGAUAUCUACUUCACGCAAUUGGGCAGUUUGGGUGCAUGAAUAUUUGGAUGAUAUUCCGAAUAAACAGGAUGAAUUGAGAUACACCAUGAUCAAAAACAUGCCUGAACAAAAAGAUAGUGAGUUCACUUGGAAGGGUUAUCAAGACGCUGUCAAUAACGAACUUGUCAAUAAUUUGGCCAAUUUUGUGAAUAGGGUAGUAGUACUUACACAUAAAUAUUAUGAUGGAAAAGUACCUGUUUUUGACGAAUCCCAAGAAAUCAUAGGACCUGAAGAUCAAUUUGAUGCAUCUUAUCAUGAUUCGGAACUAUUAAGGCUUUUUGAUGAUAUUCAAGCUAUGAAUGACCAUAUCAGAAGUUAUGAUUUCAGAUCUGCAUUGCGUGUUUUGAUGGAGAUAUCUACCAAAGGAAAUCAGAUAUUACAGUUCAAUCAACCUUGGAAAACGAUCAAAGAUGAUCCUGAAAGUGUUAAGGUUGUCAUGAAUCUAUGUCUUCAAUAUGUAGCCGCGCUUGGAGUGAUCUGUAGGCCGUUUAUGCCAUUUACGUCGGACAAAAUCAGAUUGUUAUUAAACCAAAAACCUAUUGUAGAGAAAGGUGAAUUGGUAAAGAUGCUCGACGAUCUUAGUGAAAAUAUUGGACCACUCAAAAAGAAUCACAAAAUCAACGAACCAGUACAUUUGUUUACACGAAUAGAUAAUGAAGUGAUUAAUACCCAAAUAGAAAAACUCCAAGCAACAGCAAAAGUUGAAGAAGUUCAAAGUGAAAAUGUUCAAAAAGAACUACCAGAAGCAACACCAUUAAAACCUGAGAUCACUUACGAAGAUUUUGUCAAGAUGGAUAUCAGGACGGCGACGAUCGUUGCAGCGGAAAAGAUAGAGAAAGCUGAUAAGUUAUUGAAAUUGACCCUUGAUUUGGGUUUUGAAACACGUACUGUUGUGUCUGGAAUAGCUGAACAUUUCUCUCCAGAAGAUGUUAUUGGUACUAAAGUCAGUCUUCUUGCUAAUCUUGCUCCAAGGAAAAUGCGUGGAGUAGAAUCGCAAGGAAUGAUACUCAUGGCUGAGAAUUCUGAGGGUAAACUCAGUUUUGUAAGCCCAGCAGAUUCUUGGGAAAAUGGUCAAUCUAUCAAA